AAAACCACAGGUGCAAGCCGUCAGCUCUAGGGUUUCACGAAGAGCAAAAUUCGUCUCCCUCCGUUUGAUAGAUCGCCGCCCAUCCGGUGUUCGAGCGGGGUUCGGGAACAGUCUGGAAGGUCUCUAGCGGAAUCAACCUGUUCGUGAUUGCUGUUGGUGGUUCCAAAAAGGUUAUCAAAAUGUCGUUCAAUCCACUUAUGACUGUUCUCAAUCAAAACAAACUCGUUGGUCCGAAUUAUUUGGACUGGAAACGAAAUCUGGACAUUGUCCUUGCUGCGGAUGACUAUAAAUUCGUCCUAAGCACCCCUGCUCCAGCAGACUUAACUGAGGAAUCCACUGAAGAGGAAAGGGAGGCUCAUCGGAAGUGGCAUAGGGCUGAUCAAAUGAGCCGUUGCUACAUAUUGGCGUCAAUAACCAAUAUGUUGCAAUUGCAGGUUGAAAAGUUGCCUACUGCUACUGACAUGAUGUUGAGCCUCAAGGAGCUCUUUGGUGAGUCAGAUAGGGCUGCUCGAUUUGAGGCAAUGAGGAAGAUUAUGACUUCCUUCAUGCCAGAGGGAACUUCUGUGCGUGAGCAUGUUCUCAAGAUGAUGGAAAAUCUGAAUGAGAUAGAGCUGCUCGGGGGUCAAAUCGAUGCUGACACCAAGAUCGAUAUGAUCUUGCACUCACUCCCUAAGUCCUACGAGAAUUUCCGUCUCAACACAAUCCUGACCAAGAAGGACUAUACUUUAGCCGAGCUUCUUGUGGAUUUGGUUGCAGCGGAGGGACUCAUGGGUAGGACUCCACAGGCGCUGUUUUCUGCGCAGUCUGGACCUUCUUCGUCGAAAGGCGGGAAGAAGAAAAAGCCUGCCAAGAAAAAGGGUGCUGCAAAUAGUGGGAGCAAGUCGGUCGCGCCUUCUGGUGGCGACAUUGGAAAGCUGAUUGUCCCCUUCUGA
This is a messenger RNA of Andrographis paniculata, 932 nucleotides long. RefSeq lists its product as uncharacterized. The coding region runs from base 180 to 932 and encodes 250 amino acids. NCBI's taxonomy places the organism in Eukaryota, Viridiplantae, Streptophyta, Magnoliopsida, Lamiales, Acanthaceae. The record is from RefSeq and is a predicted model, not a curated record. The transcript has 3 exons.